This is a messenger RNA of Closterium sp. Naga37s-1, 1701 nucleotides long. NCBI's taxonomy places the organism in Eukaryota, Viridiplantae, Streptophyta, Zygnematophyceae, Desmidiales, Closteriaceae. The record is from the annotation of a GenBank genome assembly.
AUGCCGUUGCCAGUUCCUCCGCCGCCAUGCGCGGGCGACACGCUGUGCGAGGCGGCGGUGAAGGUGCUGCGCACGGCGGACCCCUGGAAGAAGGCGGACUACGGCGACCUCGCGGCGCAUCUCUGGGCCACCGGCGCCAUUCGCCACGCUUACGCAGAUCGCGCCACGCUUCGGGACGGGAGCUUGAGCAGCGGGAGCGCGGAAGCCCGAAGCGCCGGGUCACAGGGAGAUGCAGACGCGGGGGCAGCGGGUAGCGACGAGGAGCAAUGGCUUAGCGUGCCGGACCGCCCUGCCAGAGACGACACCGUGAGCACCGCGCACCCCGUCUGGUGCUCUCCUAGCAUUGCCCCCCCCCCCUCGCGUGUUUACCCACCCCUAGUCCCCUCCUGGCCCACCUGCUGCUUUUCCAACCCUAAGCCCAAAACCUGCUACUGUUCCGAGUUCUCUAACCCGGCGUCGCGCCGUGUGCGUUCCAUCCCCUGGCGGCAGGUGCGCGUGGUGGCGGCGCGCGACAUGCCGCGGCGCGGCAAGGGCGGGUCGCAGCAGAGCCGCGUGGCGCUGCUGCACAGCCUGGUGCACAUCGAGAGCUGGGCCGUCGACCUCGCGUGGGUGCGCGCUCGCCCAACGCCCGGGCAGGGGCUUGGGCCAAUCCCCCUUCCAUCCCUCCCCCUCGUCCCCCCUCUCGCCCCGUCUCGCCGCACCCCCCACGCCCGCGCGCAGGACAUCAUAGCGCGGUUCGGCAGCGCGCACAGCAUGCCGCGCGCGUUUUUUUCGGACUUCGUGCGCGUGGCGGAGGACGAGGCGCGCCACUUCCGCCUGCUGGCGGCGCGACUGCAGGCGCUGGGGUCGCGGUACGGCGCGCUGCCCGCGCACGACGGGCUGUGGGAGUCCGCCGCCGCCACCGCGGGCGACCUCAAGGCGCGCCUCGCCAUCGAACACUGCGUGCACGAGGUGGGGGGAGGGGGGGGGGGGGGGGGCAGGGCAGGGGGGGCACGCGGGGGCAGACAGGGGCAGGGGGGUGGGGCCAGCCCCCUCCCCCACUCGCACGGGCUGCGUCAACAGUACUCACACUCCUCCCUCCCCUCUCUGCUUCGUGCUCCCCUGCUUUCCACCCACCAUCCACCCAUACCCCUUGCCCCUGCUCCCGCCUGGCAGGCGCGGGGGCUGGACGUGGUGCCGCAGACGAUAGAGCGGUUCAGGGCGGGCGGGGACAGCGAGACAGCAGAGCUGCUGGAGCAGGUGGUGUACCCCGAGGAGGUCACUCACUGCGCUGCUGGUGCUCGCUGGUUCUGCUUCCUCUGCCUGCGCGACCUGCGCGCGCGACAGGGAGGGGAGGGAGGACGUGAAGAAGAAGCAGCAGGUGGGGGGGGAGGAGGUGAAGGGGGGACGUUGCGAGGGGAGGCAUUGGGGAGUGAGACGGCAGCAGUGGGAAGGAGCGAGAGCGAGGAUGGUGAUGGGGAUGGGAAGGACGAGGUAAAGGCUGAGAGGCCUGGCAAGGCAGGGAAUGAGGGUGUAGGUGGUGCAGCGGAGCAGGGUAUGGGUGAGGAGGAGGUGAGUGCAGAGGAGCAUGCGGCAAUAGUGGCGGGGUUCCAUGGCAUUGUGCGGCAGCACUUCCGUGGCAAGCUCAAGCCGCCCUUCAACCACGAGGCACGCGCGAAAGCUGGGCUCACUCGCGACUGGUAUGAGCCCCUUGCGGAGUGA